GUCAAUCGACGACGUUUGUAAAUAUUGAAUAGUACCUACUGAAAUUUCUGAAAGUUCUUAAUAAAUUGAAAUAAUCAUAUCAUAUUUUAUUAAAAUUGUUUCUGCUCGCGCAAGUUACAGGCGCGGUUAAGCAAGGAUUUUUACGGUUUAUUGCGAUUUGAGGUAAAGUGGAUCAUGUCCAAAGACAAGAUCCAAGAGGGAAGGGAGUGUAUGGACAAAGCUGCGAAAUAUCUGAAGACAUCGUUGUUGAAAUGGGUUCCUGAUUACGACAGUGCAGCCGACGAAUACUCAAAAGCAGCUAUUUGCUUUAGAGUUGGAAAAUCAUAUAAGGAAAGCAAAGAGUGUCUUAUGAAAGCAUCAGAAAAUUAUUUACAAAAUGGAUCACUUUUUCAUGCUGCUAAGUGUAUGGAUCAGGCGAUUAUUAUGUGUAAGGAGAUAGGUGAUACAAGCGACGUGUUUAAAUUGGCUAUGAAAGCUAGUCACUAUUACCAACAACAUGGAUCCUCUGGUAGCGCUUCAUUAUUGUUGAACAAAGCUGCAGACAUGUUACAACAAUCAGAUCCAGAAUCAGCCAUCAAGCUCUUAAAAGAAGCUUCAAACAUUUCUGGGAUUGAAGAUUCAACUGGACAAGCAAUGGAAUACACACACAAAGUAGCACGACUGUUGGUAAAAUUAAAAAGGUAUGAAGAAGCUGAAAAUGAAAUAAAACGUCAAUUUGAUCUUGUUUCGGAAGGAGGUCCAACGUCCAACAUGGGCAGAGUAACUGUUGAAUUAUUUUUACUUCAAUUGGCUAAAGAUGAUUAUGUAGCUGCUAAAAAAGUGUUGCAUGAAUAUGGAAUGCAAUAUUGUGAACAAGCAGAGAUUUAUAUGCUUGACAAUAUUGUAAACGCAUAUUCUGAUCAUGACAGUGCUCAAAUUCAGAAAAUGUUAAACAGUCCUUUUAUUAAGCACAUGGACAUUGAGUUUGCAAUACUAGCAAAAAGUUUGGCYGAAAAAUGGACAGUGGAACCUAAAGGGCAAGUUACCAAUAUUGAGAAUGAAGAGACAGAAGCAUCAACAGCAGACUUUGGAGGAACACUUUGUUGAAGCAGACAUUACCUUUUUAUAUUCUACCUUAUUUAUUUAAAUUAUACUUGUUUCUUAGGUAGAAACAGUUUAGGCUUAGAAAAAUUAUUYGUCCUAUAAAACUUAGGUUAGUUUAUGUUUUAAAUAUUAAAUGUAUAUAUGAUCAUUUCAUAUACAUAUUCAUUAAAAAGUUUCA
Diuraphis noxia (Russian wheat aphid) is the source of this 1261-nucleotide messenger RNA. It is a transcript of the gene gammaSnap1, whose product is annotated as gamma Soluble NSF attachment protein 1. Lineage: Eukaryota; Metazoa; Arthropoda; Insecta; Hemiptera; Aphididae. Gene Ontology annotation, molecular function: syntaxin binding; soluble NSF attachment protein activity. Gene Ontology annotation, cellular component: vacuolar membrane; SNARE complex. Gene Ontology annotation, biological process: intracellular protein transport. The record is from RefSeq and is a predicted model, not a curated record.